Molecule: messenger RNA, 939 nt
Organism: Pyrenophora tritici-repentis Pt-1C-BFP
Lineage: Eukaryota; Fungi; Ascomycota; Dothideomycetes; Pleosporales; Pleosporaceae
Product: MaoC, Acyl dehydratase
Biological process (GO): fatty acid beta-oxidation
Cellular component (GO): peroxisome
Molecular function (GO): enoyl-CoA hydratase activity; (3S)-3-hydroxyacyl-CoA dehydrogenase (NAD+) activity; 17-beta-hydroxysteroid dehydrogenase (NAD+) activity
Source: RefSeq, a predicted model, not a curated record
AUGGGCAAAGAUCUAGGUCCCGGUGUCGGUUUCGAGUACCCUCCAUUUGAGGUGAAAUGGCUGAAGCGCGAUCUUUUACUUUUCGCAAACACCAUUGGAGCUACGUAUCCCGACGAGCUGCACUUUCUCUACGAACUCCACCCAGACUUCGCCGCCUUCCCAACCUACCCCGUCAUCCUCCCCUUCAAGCACACGGACCAAGAAGUCAUCGACUUCUACGCGCGCAGCAACUCAACACCUAUUGAAGGCGUGCCCAAAUUCGACACCAAGCACGUCCUCGACGGCGAGCGCAAGCUGCAAUUCUUCAAGCCGCUGCCGGUAUCAAGCCAAGGGCGGAGGUUUGAGAUACGCAGCAAGGUGCUCGGAGUGUACGACAAGGGGAAGCCAGGAACGGUUGUUGAGACGGAGCAGUGUCUCGUUGAUGCUGAGAGUGGGGAGGUUUAUACGAGGGCUGUGGGGAGUGGGUUUUAUGUUGGGCAAGGGGGGUGGGGUGGUCCGAAGGGUCCUAAAGUUCCAAACUUCCCCCCUCCAGACCGCAAACCAGACCACACACACAUCCACCAAACCAACAUGGAAACAGCGCAUCUGUACCGCCUAAAUGGCGACUACAACCCCCUCCAUGCGGACCCAGAGCCCGGCAAGAAAAUGGGCUUCGGUGGCCCCAUCAUCCACGGCCUCUUCUCCUGGAACAUGGCUGCGCACGCGGUGCUAAAGACCUUUGGCGGGAGCAAGCCUGAGAACCUAAAGGAGUUCCAGGCAAGAUUUGCGGCGCCGGUUAAACCGGGUGAUAAGCUGAUUGUGGAGAUGUGGAGGACGGGGGAUAAGGAUGAUGGUGGGUUUGAGGAGGUGCGGUUUGUGGUUCGGGUUGAGGGGGGGAAGGUUGUGCUUACGAAUGGGAGGGCGGUGGUUAGGUGUGUGGAUGGGAAGGCGAAGUUGUAG